GAAUAUUGUUUUAUGUUUGUAAAUGUCUUUGGAAUAAAUGGUGUCAAAAUUUCAUGACAAGUGGUGUCUUGAUACUUAGACUAGUGUCCCAUGCUUUGCAUGCCAAUGUCCACGUGGCAUCUCCUCAUCUCUACCCCAUCAAUUUACCUUUCUACCCUCCCUACACUAAUAAUAUCUCCACCUCCAUUCAGAUUUUUAUGAAACUUCAUCUCCCUAUUCAGUAAUAGUUUACUCUCUCAAUUUCUAGAACCCCCAAACAAUGUCUCUCAGAGCUCAAAAGGGUUUCCUCAAAGCCCUAUCAGCUAGGCUCAAAGGGAAGAACUCUCCCUUCAAAGGGAAGAACUCUCCCUUCGGGUCCUCCGCCGCCGCGGACUCACCGGCUGGCGGCGGUUCGGCGCCAGCAAAGGGACAGUUCUUCCCGGUGUACGUGGCGGUCGGGAUGAUCACGCUGGCGGCGGGGUUCGGGAUCCACACCGCCCGCCACCAGCUGAGCCGAUCGCCGAACGUGCACGUGAAGAAGUCGAGGAGGGAGACGGUGCCGGAGGUGGUGGACCCCGCCGCCGUGGCCGGCGACUCCGAGAAGUUCAUCAAGAAGUCCCUCUUCAGGAAGGUUGCUCAUGUGCAGGACAUUGAUCGCCAAGAAGUCAUGUCUGAUCCCAUCCGAGGAGAUGUUUUUGCUAGGGAACCGAAGACAAAGACACUAGAAUCCGUGGGGGUGAAUCCAAAUCCAAAUCCAAAUCCCAAUCCCAAUCCUACAACAACACAACAUUGAACUAACUAAUUGUAACAACAUCGAUAUUUUUCUUCGCAAUUUUUGUUUUUUAAAUUCCUAAGGACAUUUUAGGAAUUUAGGACUUGUAUGUUUG
Cuscuta campestris is the source of this 866-nucleotide messenger RNA. NCBI's taxonomy places the organism in Eukaryota, Viridiplantae, Streptophyta, Magnoliopsida, Solanales, Convolvulaceae. The record is from the annotation of a GenBank genome assembly.